Physella acuta is the source of this 939-nucleotide messenger RNA. Its product is annotated as swi5-dependent recombination DNA repair protein 1 homolog. The record is from RefSeq and is a predicted model, not a curated record. NCBI's taxonomy places the organism in Eukaryota, Metazoa, Mollusca, Gastropoda, Physidae. Gene Ontology annotation, cellular component: Swi5-Sfr1 complex. Gene Ontology annotation, biological process: double-strand break repair via homologous recombination; positive regulation of DNA-templated transcription.
UUGGAGGGUGGCAGCAAACCAACUUGUGUGAUUCGGAUCGGUAUCGACAGCCAGGACUUAGUGAUAUUAUUUCAUUCUCAAUCUAGAUCUCUAGAUUUAAAUCUACUCUAAGUGACUGAGCGUAAGCGUGAAAUAGUCUAGAUCUCCAGUAAAUGGAAUAUUGUAAUAACAGAAAUUCACAAAGGUUAAAAUAAAAUAAUGGAAAGCCAACUUCCAGAUAGUCAUAAAAGCAGUCCACUCAAUAAUUUGCCAUCAAUGAAAUGUAAUCAGGAGAUAAGCCCAGCAUUACAGGAGAGACUGAAAAGGUGUGGCCGCUAUCAUUUAGGAACUCCUAAAUCACACUCGCAAACUCUGUCUGUAGGGGAGUCACAAGCUUCUAAUAAAUCUGAAUCCUUAUCUUGUGAAACAAAUUUUAUCAAAAAGAGAAAAUUAGCAGAUAUUUCCUGCAGUGCUUCUCUUGAGCAAAAAUUCGUAUCGGAUUCAUUGUGUACACCUUCGCAACUUGUGUUACAAAAUAUUGAAGGCAAAACACUACAAAAUGAAUUUACUGAAAAAUCCUUAACUCAAACCUACAACAACAGCAACACCAGUCAACUUAAAGAACUAAAAGAUAAUUUAGAAUCAGUGUUGAAAGAAAAAAAUGAGCAGUUAAGAAAGUUGAAAAUGGUAAAAAUGUACAGAGAAAAGAACAAUUUAACAGAUCUUCAAGCUUUGAUAGACAAAUGGAGAGAGGUUUCCCAGAAGGCACUUGGAGAUUUAUUAGAUGCUCACCCUGAACCCAAACCCUCAAUGACUCAGCUCAUUGAUCAUCUCCUUAUUGACCAUGAUCUUAUACAAUACAAUGCAGAUGAAGAAGGAUUUUCAUAACAAUGUAGUCAUUAUUGCUGUUUUUGUAAUUACUGUUUCUAUUUUAUUCUACAUAUUAAAUACUAAGUUGUA